Punica granatum (pomegranate) is the source of this 828-nucleotide messenger RNA. NCBI's taxonomy places the organism in Eukaryota, Viridiplantae, Streptophyta, Magnoliopsida, Myrtales, Lythraceae. The record is from RefSeq and is a predicted model, not a curated record.
AUGGCCGACCAGAAAGAGCCGUCGUCUUUGUUUUCUUUGGCUUCGGUAGAUUGUCCAUUGAAUGGAUCAUCCAAAAUUUCACAGAUAUUGGGGAAUAUGAUUGCCCCUGACUCGCCUGAAUCAUGGUCCCGGCUUGAUCCAAGCCGAUGGCUAUCCUUCCGUCAGGUUGAGCAGCUUCAUGUCACGGGAUUUGGCACAAUUGAUGGGCGGGGCGAGGGUAUGUGGAACCAGUCAUGCCGGUAUCAUCCUCACCUGCAGCUGACUGACAAGACAUUCUAUAUUGUUGCACUGGGUGCUUGUUCAGGAAGGAUGCACUUCCCUGGCACCAACUGUGAUGAUUGUGUAUCUAUUGGAGACUACACGUCGAAUAUUCACAUCUCAUCUUCAAUAUGCGGGCCUGGUCAUGGAGUGAGCAUAGGAAGCUUAGGUCGAUCAGGGAAUGUUGUCCAGGUAGAGGACAUUCACGUUGGCACAGGUUAUGUCCGAAGAGUCACAUUUGAAGAUAUCAAGCUCGACUCCGUGCAAAACCCGAUAAUCAUCAAUCAGAGCUGUUGUCAAACGAGAGGCGCCUGUGAGGAAAAGCAUUCGGGAGUUCACAUAAGCAACGUGACCUAUAAUGACCUGUCAGGAACAUCAAGCACAAAUGUGGCAAUCAAUUUCAACCGCAGCAGAUCAAUUGCGUGCACGGGGAUAGUGCUGAAAUCGAUAAACUUGACAUCUGCUAAGCCCAGGGGACGAGUCACCUCGAGCUGCACUAAUGCUUAUGGAAAUGUCAUUGGAGGGGUUCAACCCAAGCCUUGUCUUCUUGUGGCAAAAAUCACGGCGUGA